AUGUCAGUUUAUGGAGGCAGAGCGGUGAGGGCAGUGGUACACCAGGAUGGAGACGUGGUCAUGGAGGAGACAGCCAGCAUAGAGCCAAGGCAGGGCGAUGUCUCUGUGCUGCCCAGGCAGCUUACCAGCCCAGCCAUUCAGCCAAUUGACUCUUUUGGGAACCAUGAGAACACAGUACCCCCUCAAGCUGCUUUUCAAUUCCAAGGACACCAAGGGCUUCUCAUAAUCCCCCCAGACAAUUCACCCACUGAUAUAUACAACUUCGACUAUCAGUUGUCAAAUGUGCAUGAAGACAACUAUCAAGAUCAUACCCAACCAACAGUCUCAAGCUGUAGUCCCUCACAGCCCAGGGGCUGGCACCUGGUGCAAGAUGAAAUGACGGAGUGUAAAACAACCGACUCUUACCAAACGACGCAAACAAGAAAGACCCAGGGAGAGGAGGAACCCUGCAACAGAGGGAAGAGAUUUAGAAGACCAGAUAUACAGAAAAGAAAGCCAGUUCGGAAAGCGCCUCAAGCCAAUCCAGAUCCAGUACCUGAGAGAAAAAGAACAGCUCCCAUUAACCCUGCAUAUACAGUCAGAAAAUCACGCGUGGCCAACAGGGUCCACAUGCGGCCAUUAAGGGACAGGGUAAUUCACUUAUUGGCACUGAGGGACUACAAGAAACCUGAACUCUUUGUUCGACUUCAGAAAGAUGGCAUCCCUAAAAAUAACAAGAACUCCCUUGGAAAAAUUCUGCAGCAGGUAGCCAGUCUGAAUCCUCGUACUCUUUCAUAUACUUUAAAGGAUUAUGCUUUUAAAGAGCUCCAAAGAGAGUGGCCCGGAUACAAUGAACUAGAUAGGCAGACAUUGGACUUGGUGCUUUCCAGAAAACUAUGUCCAUUUCAGAAUGCUACUGGCACCAACCCCCCAGAAGCUUCUCUAGCUUCCAGUAGAGAUGAAACAUUGUCUCCUUCUGAGGAACAGCUUCUCGAUUCAGCUGUUAUUGAUUGUUCAAAGAACAGAAAAGUUAGAAUAUCUCACGUGACAACUACAGUACAGACAACGUCAAGCGGUCAUUUGAGUGACACCAGUAACAGCUCUGCUGCGGGUCACUCACCACCCUUGGAAGCCACCCCCGAUCACAUCAUGCAACCAUCGCCCACAACCUACCUUCCCAGUUGGAGUCCUCCUCAGCCUGUAAGUUCCAGCUGCAGCUCCUGCAGCUCUGCGGAAGGACCUGAAGCUCAAGAUUCAGAUGUUGACAGUUUUAGUCAAAACAGUACGACCCCUGAGGGCCAAGAGGGUAAAUGCACAUUUGAAAAGAUAGCCUCUAUUUCAAUUCAAAUGAAGUGUUCGAAAAAUCUUUUGUCUGAUGGGCAGUUCAGAUGUAAAAUUACGGAACAUAAAGUAAAGAACCAGGAGUACACUAUUAAGAUUACACAGAAACCGAAGACAGAUCGUGAAGGACAAGGUGAAGGUGAAAACCUGAAUUCAAGUGAAGAAGUUCAAAACGUUGGCACUGCCUCUGGCAACACCUGCUCAACAUCUGACUUUCCGGAUUACCUGACUGACUAUGUCACCAUAGUUUCCUCUGAGCAACGUCAGCGCUAUGAGCAGAUAUUUAGAGUAGAAUAUGAUGAAUACAAGGCCUUGUAUACCAAGAUACUGACUUUAUCUAAGACAUCUAUUUCCCUAAAUUCAAAAAGGAAGUACCUUUCUCCAGACUCAAAGGAAUAUCAGGCUAUUAAUAAAAAAAUCUCACUGGAAUAUCAGAAGAUGAAACAGGUUAAUCCCACUUACUGUGCAGAGAAACAAAGAUGCCAGUAUCUUUACAAAAAGCUGUCUCACAUUAAAAAGUUGAUAAAUAAUUAUGACGAGCAGCAAAUAGAGUUAGCACUAGAACAGUGCUAG
Molecule: messenger RNA, 1893 nt
Organism: Camelus dromedarius (Arabian camel)
Lineage: Eukaryota; Metazoa; Chordata; Mammalia; Artiodactyla; Camelidae
Product: RNA polymerase II elongation factor ELL2-like
Exons: 1
Coding region: 1-1893 (630 amino acids)
Biological process (GO): positive regulation of transcription elongation by RNA polymerase II; transcription elongation by RNA polymerase II; snRNA transcription by RNA polymerase II
Cellular component (GO): transcription elongation factor complex
Molecular function (GO): cis-regulatory region sequence-specific DNA binding
Source: RefSeq, a predicted model, not a curated record